Molecule: messenger RNA, 2490 nt
Organism: Anopheles marshallii
Lineage: Eukaryota; Metazoa; Arthropoda; Insecta; Diptera; Culicidae
Gene: Nep5
Product: neprilysin-2
Exons: 11
Coding region: 1-2490 (829 amino acids)
Biological process (GO): protein processing
Cellular component (GO): plasma membrane
Molecular function (GO): metalloendopeptidase activity
Source: RefSeq, a predicted model, not a curated record
AUGUCGACGCAACGUAUUUGGACGACUGAUAAUAACCACAGGCCAGAUUAUGGCCAAGAUUCGGAGAAGAGCUCCAUCACGCAUCCCAACACCGUGCCACCCGCCGGACAUCCCUACCUAAUCGGUAUCCAAUCAAGAUUCCGGCGGCGAUAUUAUCACAAAUCGAUACUGCUAUUUCUGCUGCUGAUAAUCUUCAUCCUGACGAUCGCUAUCAUAGUAAUAGCAUGUUUGCUACAUUUCCCGCCCGAGAUCUGUCACACCGCGGACUGUCUCCGUUCCGCGGCCGCCCUCAAGCACAGCAUGGAUCUGACGGUGGACCCUUGCGAAGAUUUCUACCAAUAUGCCUGCGGCAAUUGGGAGGAUGAGCAUCCGCGGCCCGACUCGUACGCCAGCUUCGAUUGGUUCAGUGAGCGACAGGCGAAGAUUUUACGCAACAUCCGACACUACCUGCAGGCGAACAAUAGCGAGUUUGAUCCGAAACCCGUAGUGCAGGCCCGUGCCAUGUACACGGCCUGCAUGAACCUCACUGCCAUGGAUCGGCUCGGCUAUGAACCGGUUUUAAAGUACCUCAAGCAAUUCAAUUUGCCCCCGUACCCGUCGAUUCUGAACGUGACGGAUGUGGCCGAGUCACCCGUCUUCAAGGGAUAUGACUUGGACUGGGUACAAUCGCUGGCCAAGAUAAAGCAAUUGCUUGGGAUGGAUAUUUUCAUUGGGUUCGAUGUGUACCCGGAUCCACGCCACCGAGACUACAACCGGUUAGUGCUGGGAACGCCGGAGAGUGGCUCCGAUUUGCCAUUCAACACCGAUAUCCUGAAGCACAUCCGCUAUGGGAGAACUCGUCGGAAGCUUAUGGUCAGUGCGGAUGACAAGGAGGAUGACGUAGAGGAAAGUGACGCGGAAGAAGAUUCGGCGUCUGUAAGUGCGUACAAAAAGUUUAUGAUCGGAGUGAUGAAACUGAUGGUGAACCAUACCGAUCCGACAAUCAACUUACAAUCCUUUAAUGCGCAAUUCGAGAAAGCUGCGACGAUCGUGGUCCAGUUUUCGGAUUCAAUCACUAAGUUCAAUCGAGAAGCCGAGAACGCUUCCAAGAGUACAAACUUGGAGGAUCGCCUCAACUUGCAGGAUAUUGUGUACUACACGGUAACGGAUUUGCAGAACAUCACCGACACGUACCUGGCGCCGAAGGAUCCACUACCAAUCUGGGAAAAACUGGUGGCCAGUGUAUUUGAAGGGAUACCGGAAGCGCAGCUCAACCUGCAGGACGAGAUGAUCCUCACGAGCAAUGCGGACAUACUCUACCUGAAGCUCCUUGCAGAGUAUCUUUCCGUGACACCGCUUGCCCACAUCGAGCUGUACAUCUGGUGGACGGUGGUGGAGGAACUGAUUCUCCACACCACGAUGGAGGUACGCAAACUGUACUACGAUUACUACAAGUCCAUCACCCCGACGGAUGGGUUCAGCUCGCGGACCCUCUACUGCACCGGUACCGUAAACCGUCUGCUCGGGAUGGCCGUCAGUUACGCGAUCUCCAGCGAUAACUUUACCCAGCGCACCAAACCACGGGUGCACGAUAUGCUCCGGUACAUACGUACCGCGUUCGAAGGACUCGUACGAGACACCACCUGGAUGGAUUGGCCAACCAAGCAGUCGACGUUGCGAAAGUCAGAGGCGAUGCGAAGCCUGAUUGGCUUCCCCGAGUGGAUUCUGGAUCAUCGUGAGCUGGAGCAACAUUACAGUGGGCUGAAAGUGAACGAGAGCACCCACCUGGAAAACAUGAUGGAGGAAAUACAGCGUAAAAACAUCAUCAAACUGCGCCGCUGGCGACAGAAACAUGAACUCAGCUGGGAAACUUUGCCCACCAACGUGAACGCGUUUCACACAUUCCAGGAAAAUGCUAUAACCAUACCGAUCGCAAUCCUGCAGUACCCGUUCUACCAUCUAGGGCUGGAGGCGCUAAACUAUGGUGCACUGGGCACUAUCCUUGGCCAUGAGCUUACACACGGGUUCGAUGAUAGUGGACGUCAAUUUGAUAAGAACGGCAAUCUGAAGCAAUGGUGGACGAACAAAACUGUGCAGGAGUACGUUAACCGUACGAUGUGCUUUGUGAAACAGUACAGCCAGUACUACAUACCGGAGGCGGACGAUUAUAUCGAUGGUUUGCUAACGCUCGGUGAAAACAUUGCCGAUAACGGCGGUGUCCGGGAGGCAUUCCGGGCGUAUCAACUUUACAUGAAGAAUGCUGGCAUGGAACCGAUGCUACCCGGCUUCGAGAAUUACACGCACGAGCAGCUGUUUUUCAUCUCGUACGGCAAUAUAUGGUGCGAGUCAAACACGCAAGCUGCUGCGAAAGCGUAUCUAGACGAUUCACACUGUCCGGGAAAGUUUCGGCUGAAGGGUGUGCUAACCAACUCGCCCGAGUUUAGUCAAACGUUUGGCUGCCAGCCGGGAACUGUGAUGAACCCAAGCAAGGACAAAUGCCGCAUAUGGUAG